UCCCAGAAGGCAGACUGUCCAAGGACAUGAGGACAGAAUGUCGCUGCAGUUGCUGCUGCUGUUGCCCAUGCUGUGGGGAGUGCCCACGGUUCACGGUCAGAUCUACUCGCUGAAACUACCAGAGUCCGUGACAGUGCAGGAGGGCCUGUGUGUCCUCGUGCCCUGCAAAUUUUCCUACUCUAGGACUACCUAUGGGCCCUUCCACAUGUUUUGGUUCCGGAAAGGGAUGUCUGGAAACCGUGAUCUUCUAUUGGCCACAAACAAACCAGAACGGAAGGUCCACGAGAGCACCCAGGGCCGGUUCUUCCUCCUUGGAGUUACCCAGGCCCACAACUGCUCCCUGAGCAUCAGAGAUGUCAACAGGGGGGACAAUGGGACUUACGUCUUUCAUGUGGAGAAAUCCUUCACAAAACACCCGUAUCUAACUAAGACACUCUCUCUGCAUGUAACAGCACUGACCCACAGGCCUGAAAUUCUUAUCUCGGUGCCCCUGAAGUCCAGCCACCCCAGCAACCUUACCUGCUCUGUGCCCUGGGCCUGUGAGCAGGGCACACUCCCCAUCUUCUCCUGGACAUCAACUGCCCUCAAUUUUCUGGGCCCCAGAACGCUCCUUUCCUCGGUGCUCACCCUCACCCCACAGUCCCAGGACCACGGCACCAGCCUCACCUGUCAAGUGAAGUUCCCUGCAAGUGGUGUGACUGUGGAAAGGACCAUCCAGCUCAACAUCACCUAUGCUCCACAGAACAUGGCCAUCAGCAUCUCCCAAGGAAACAGCACAGCCCUCAUGAUCCUGCAAAAUGCCUCGAAUCUUCCCAUCCUGGAGGGCCAGGCUGUGCGGCUGCUCUGUGUUGCUGACAGCAACCCCCCUGCAGAGCUGAGCUGGUUCCAGGGGUCCCCAGCCCUGAACACCACCCCCAUCUCCACCAGCGCCGUCCUGGAGCUGCCUCACACGGGGACUACAGGAGGAGACUUCACCUGCCUGGCUCGGCACCCACUGGGCUCCCAAACUGUCUCUGUGAGCCUCUCUGUGCUCUGUAAACCAGAACCCAGGGCCAGGGUGUUCCUGGGAGCGGUCGGGGGAGCUGGCAUCAUGGCCCUGCUUUCUCUCUGCCUUUUUCUCAUCUUCAGAGUGAAGACCUGCAGGAAGAAGGCAGCCCAGCCAGUGCAGAGCACCAUGAACGUGAACUCAGUCGAGGGCUCAGGCUCCAGGGCACAUCAGCACCAGUACUGGACAGACGCCCCCUCAGACCACCCAGCCACUGCUGGGGCGAGCCCCAUCUCAAGAAAGGAACAGGAGCUCAACUAUGCGUUCCUCAGAUUUCACAAGCCUCAGGAACAAAAAGACAGCAACAACGAGUAUGAAGAGGUCCAGCCACACAAGUGAGGAAUUAUUUUCUCACAGUUCUGGAGGCUGGAAGUCUGAGAUCCACAAGUCAGCAGGGCUGGUUCCUUCCGAGGCCUUUCUCCUGGGCUUGCAGACAGCAGUCUCCUCCCUGUGUUCUCACAUGGUCUUUCCUCUUCUUACAAAGAUUUCCUCUUCUUAUAAUGAUACCAGAUGUAUUGGAUUAGGGCCCACUGUAACGACCUGAUUAUCACUGAAUUACUUCUUUAAAGACUCUAUCUCCAAAUACAGUCAUAUUCUGAUGUACUGGGGGUUAGGUUCAACCUAUUAAUUUUAUGAUUUUUCAGUUCAUAACACUCAGCCUCUGAUUAUGUUAAAAUUGAUGGCCUUCUCGUCAAUGGUAUGAAUCCCCUAGUAUACGUGGAAGACCACAGGACUUGUGUCCAAGAGAACUGAGUUCAAAUCCAUCUAUGCCACUAAUUGACUGAGUCCCUUUAAUCUCUCUGUGUUCACUUUACUGUUCUGCAAAGGAGAGUAAUCAACCCUCUAAUCAGAUUAUCGUGAGAGAGGCAUGGAAACGUACAUAACAAACAGGUAACAACAGUCCUGACGUGAAGCUCUUUGUGAACUCUGAACACAGGUAUCUGGCAUGACUUUGGCUGUUUUACUAGAAAGUUUCUGCUCACAAUUUCUCCUAGGGCUUGGAGAGGCCAGUCCAAGAGGCCAUAGAACUUUCUUCCCUAGGAUUAGAGAUGAGGCAAGGAUGGCUGCUCUUACCACUUCUAUUCAACAAUAUAUUGUAGUUUCUUCCCAGGGCAAUGAGUGCAAGAAAUGGAAAUAAGAGCCCCCCCUUCAUAAAGUAAGAAGUAAAGUAGUCUUUAUUCACAGACAAUAAAAGAGUUUAGCAAAGUGUUAAGAUACUAGUUCAAAUGACAAAAUUCCUUUUCAGUGCUAUGUAUUGGCUCAGGGCAAUUAGAAAGUCAACAGUUUGUUUAAAGAUGAAACCUACAGUAACA
Messenger RNA from Equus quagga, 2358 nucleotides. RefSeq names its product sialic acid-binding Ig-like lectin 6. Gene Ontology annotation, biological process: cell adhesion. Gene Ontology annotation, molecular function: sialic acid binding. The record is from RefSeq and is a predicted model, not a curated record. Gene Ontology annotation, cellular component: plasma membrane. NCBI's taxonomy places the organism in Eukaryota, Metazoa, Chordata, Mammalia, Perissodactyla, Equidae. Bases 38 to 1384 code for a protein of 448 amino acids. The transcript has 8 exons.